Messenger RNA from Pipistrellus kuhlii (Kuhl's pipistrelle), 3905 nucleotides. It is a transcript of the gene ANO7, whose product is annotated as anoctamin 7. Gene Ontology annotation, molecular function: protein dimerization activity; chloride channel activity. The record is from RefSeq and is a predicted model, not a curated record. NCBI's taxonomy places the organism in Eukaryota, Metazoa, Chordata, Mammalia, Chiroptera, Vespertilionidae. Gene Ontology annotation, cellular component: plasma membrane. Gene Ontology annotation, biological process: calcium activated phospholipid scrambling; chloride transmembrane transport.
AUCUCUGCCUGCGCAGGCCUACCAGGAAGGGUCCCACCCCAGGGGCGAGCCCAGUCUCGCUGCUCGGACCAGGCUCUUGCUAGAAGUGGUCCAAGACCUCCGAGGCCUCUUCCGGAAGAAGCCAUUGUGCCAGGUGGGGACUGUUUGACAUCGCAUGGGCACAAGGAAGAAGGAGCGGAAUGCUGCGGAGGCGGGCCCCAGAGGACAAUACUGUCCUGAUCGACAUGGCCCUGGGAAUGGAGAAGGCGGACUCUUACGGAAGCAUCUCACAGCCCGUGAACACCAGACGGCCACUUGCAGGAUCGGUGAGCCCUUCCCAGUUCUCCAGCUCAGACUUUGUCCUUGUUUGGGAGGAAGACCUGAGGCUGGGUCAGCAGCAGGACAGUGCCACUCAGGACAAGAGACGCACACACAUGGCCUGGCGGGAGACCUUCCUGGAGAACCUUCGUACAGCUGGCCUGCAGGUGGACCAGCAUCUUGUCCAGGAUGAGCACUGCAGAGUGCACUACAUCCUCCUCAGCGCCCCCUGGGCCGUGCUCUGCUACUACGCGGAAGACCUUCGCCUGAAGCUGCCCCUGCAGGAGCUGCCCAAUCAGGCCAGCAACUGGUCGGCCAGCCUGCUGCGGUGGCUGGGCAUCCCCAACAUCCUGCUGGAGGACGUGCCCGAUCUGCCCCCCGAGUAUUACUCCUGCCAGUUCAAAGUGAGCAAGUUGUCGAGGUUCCUCAGGAGUGACAACCAGGACACCUUCUUCUCCUGCACCCACAGGCACCAGAUCCUGUUUGAGAUCCUGGCCAAGACCCCAUACGGCGAUGACAAGAAAGGUCUGUUUGGAAUCGAGCAGCUGCUGUCCCAGGGCGUGUUCAGGGCGGCCUUCCCCCUGCACGAGGGCCCCUUCACUACACCCCCUGAGGGCCUGAGGGCCCCUGGCCUCAACCAGCGGCAGGUCCUGUUCCAGUACUGGGCCCGCUGGGGCAAGUGGCACAAGUACCAGCCUCUGGACCACGUGCGCAGGUACUUCGGGGAGAAGGUGGCCCUCUACUUCGCCUGGCUGGGGUUCUACACAGGCUGGCUCCUGCCAGCGGCCGUGGUGGGCACGCUGGUAUUCCUGGUGGGCUGUUUCAUGGUAUUCUCAGACACACCCACGCAGGAGCUGUGCAGCAGCGCCGAGAGCUUCCAGAUGUGCCCACUCUGUCUCACCUGCCCCUUCUGGCUGCUGUCCAGCACCUGCGCCCUGGCCCAGGCCGGCCGGCUCUUCGACCACGGCGGCACCGUCUUCUUCAGCGUGUUCGUGGCGCUGUGGGCCGUGCUGCUCCUGGAGUACUGGAAGCGGAAGAGCGCCACGCUGGCCUACCGCUGGGGCUGCUUCGACUACGAGGACAUCGAGGAGAGGCCACGGCCCCAGUUUGCCGCCUCGGCCCCCACGACUGCCCCGAACCCCAUCACCGGCAAGGAGGAGCCCUACUUCUCCAAGAGGAGCCGCACGCGUCGCAUGCUGGCCAGCUCCGUGCUGGUGCUGAUGAUGGUGGCCGUGGUGGUCAUAGGCCUCAUGUCCAUCAUCCUGUACCGCGCCAUCAUGGCCAUCCUGGUGUCCAGGUUGAACAACACCCUCCUGGCAGCCUGGGCUUCUCGCAUCGCCAGCCUCUCGGGCUCCGUGGUGAACCUGUUCUUCAUCCUUGUCCUCUCCAAGGUCUAUGUGGCUUUGGCCCACAUCCUGACAAGAUGGGAAAUGCACCGGACACAGACCCAGUUCGAGGACGCCUUCACCCUCAAGGUGUUCAUCUUCCAGUUCGUCAACUUCUAUUCCUCGCCCAUCUACAUCGCCUUCUUCAAGGGCAGGUUUGUGGGGUACCCGGGCAACUACCACACUUUGUUGGGGGUUCGCAACGAGGAGUGUGCGGCAGGAGGCUGUCUCAUCGAGCUGGCACAGGAGCUCCUAGUAAUCAUGGUGGGCAAGCAAAUCAUCAAUAACGUGCAGGAGAUUCUCGUCCCGAAGCUCAAGGGCUGGUGGCUGAAGUUCCGGCUUCGCUCCAAGAAGAGGAAGGUGGUGGCUUCAGCCGCUGCCAGCCAGACGCCCUGGGAGGCAGACUAUGAGCUCUUGCCCUGUGAGGGCCUAUUUGAUGAGUACCUCAAAAUGGUGCUGCAGUUCGGCUUCGUCACCAUCUUCGUGGCCGCUUGCCCGCUGGCUCCGCUCUUCGCGCUGCUCAACAACUGGGUGGAGAUCCGCCUGGACGCGCGCAAGUUCGUGUGCGAGCGCCGGCGCCCAGUGGCCCAGCGCGCGCAGGGUGUGGGCAUCUGGUUCCCCAUCCUGACUGGCAUCGCUCACCUGGCGGUCAUCAGCAACGCUGUGCUGCUGGCCUUCUCCUCCGAGUUCCUGCCGCGCACCUAUUACCGCUGGACCCGCGCCGGUGACCUGCGCGGCUUCGUCAACUUCACACUGGCGCGCGCCCCGCCGGCCUUCACCGCCGCGCACAACCGCACGUGCAGGUAUCGGGCAUUCAGGGAAGAUGAUGGGCAUUAUUCCGGGACUUACUGGAACCUUCUGGCUAUCCGCCUGGCCUUUGUCAUUGUGUUUGAGCAUGUGGUGUUCUACAUCGGCUGGGUUCUCAACCUCCUGGUACCUGACAUCCCUGAGUCUGUGCAGAUCAAGGUGAAGCGGGAGUACUACCUGGCCAAGCAGGCGCUGGCUGAGAACAAGGCUCUCUUGGGGACGAAUGGAGCCAAGGACAACCAGCCCUCAGCCUCAGGAGAGUCUGGGCUCACAGCCUAGGCAACCAGAAGCCAGCUGGGCCUCGCCAGUCCCUUCCCUCUGAGGUCUCAGGAAUCAUGCUGGAGGCUGCGGGGCCUGGAAUCAGACCCACCUGGAGUGCAGAGAACUCGCCCUGGAGAUGUAGCCUCCACUGGCCACCUCUUUGGAGUACCCAAAGCCAGGCGACUAUAGCAGGGGAACCUGGUGGGCUGGGGCAUGUUCCACCAUCUCCCUCCCAGUCCCACAAGCCAGUAUCCUCUCCUCACACUCCCCCAGGGGCAGAAUGGCUCCACCUGAGACUAGCUCCCCUCCCUGUCACCCCCACCCACCUCUGAGCACACUGCUUACUCUCCUACAUCUUUACUCAGAGCUGUGGCCCUUCCAGGCCUCAACCCUCCACUUCGUGCAAUCCUGAGCCCCUGCACCCACGGCCCCCUCUGCCUCUCCCUGCUCACUUCCUACUUGCCCUUCAGCCCUCACAUGACUCAUCUGCCAAUCCAGGCAGUGGACUCUGGGUCCUGUGUCCUCUCUAGUGUUUUGAUCCUGCUGUCCUUGGAAUGAUGGAAUGACCCCUCUCCAGGCCCACCUGUUGACAGAGUCCUGCCUGCCCCCCAGCACCCUAUGUUCCAGGUCACAACCCCUCACCCACUUUCUCCACUCCCCAUUUCUAGCCAAGGGCUCUUGAUUCUGUCACCGUUUCUUGAACAUGGUGCCCUCUUUCACUCCCAGUCACUGUCAGUGGGCUCUUAGGCUAAAAAGCUGUACUGCCCACCUCCCUACCAGACUAAAGCCUGAGGCUGGGGAAGGUUUGGAGGAAGAUUGUUUUAUUUCCUGACCAGUGUAACUCUGGAGUUUCCUGUAUGAUUACACAUGAUCAUCUCCAAAGUUGGGAGGACCUUGUCCUAACCAGCUUGUGAACCCCCUUCCAUUAACUCAGUAACCGUUGUGCCCACGUGUGACUCCACCACGGGAUGCUUUCCUUUGCUGUGCAUCCCUGCUGCGUGUGUGUGUGGGGGGGGGGGGGGUUUCCACCUGUACCUUAUAAUUCAUGCUGGAAUAAAUCUCCGGAAAUACUAUGCACACCACUGACUUCCUCAGGGUAAACUUCUAGAUGUACAAACUUCCUCCCAGAAGGGCUGAUCGAUACCUCUCUAAAUA